GUAAUGCUGAGCUUGUCUGUUGUGCUACCAGCUGCUUGGACUCUGCUGAAGGAAGAAGGGUGAUAGACAAGUAUGAAGAAAUGAUCCGACGGCUCGACAGGUAUCAGGAAAAGCUCUAUGAGGACUGGUCCCAGACAGUCUCUGAGAAAUUGCAGUACAACCUUACUCAACCACUCAUCCGGCGAGAUCCAGAAACCAAACUUCUCACAGUCAAUUUUGAUCCCCAGCUGGUUUCAGUGCUGAGAGAGGUGAGCUACCUGUCUGGCAGCAAGAUGGCAGCCAUCCCACCGACAGCAGCAGCCAUCUAUUCCUCCAAGGAAUCAUACCGGCAGAUGGUGGCCAACUUGGAGCUGAUGGUGAACAAAUACAACAAGGUCCUGAAGACGGUCCUAGAGGUUGAAUACCCUCUGAUACAGGGGCAGCUGCAGGAUAUUGACUUCAAGCUGAAAGAGGCAGAAGAAACACUGAACUGGAAGAUGGAGGGUAUCUGGGAUCACAUCUCUGUGGUGAUGAAUAGUGUCCAUGACCUUGAACAGAGGAUACAGAAAGCCAAAAACAAUGUUGAGGAAAUCCAGACCACCAUGCAAUCAUGGGUGUCACCCAUAUUCGAGAGGAAAGAUGGUAAAAGGGAAUCACUGCUAAGCCUAGAAGACUGCCAGGACCGUCUGGAAAGGCGUUACAGCACCAUCAGAGAGUCAGGGCAGAAGAUUCAUUCGCUGGUGAAGGAAAACCAGAGCCUCUUACUUGCAGACCCAGCAUCUGAUGACUGGAAGGCCUAUGUGGAUUACAUGGAUGAGAUAGUCCUGGAUGGAUUCUUCACUGCCAUUGAGUGCUCGCUCAAGUACCUGCUGGAAAACACAGAUCCCAAGGCAGGGCUUGCCCCCCUCUUUGAGGUGCAACUGGAUUUAGUGAUGCCAGAUUUAAUAUUUCGUCCCUCCUUGGACCCCGGCACGAAUGAUGGCUUCUACGACAUGGUGGAAAGUCUUCUCAAUGACAUCUACCGGAUCUCAUCGCUGGUGCCCAGGCUGGCCGAGCACAGCGGCUUCCCCCAUUACCAGGCUGACAUGGAGGACAUGGCUGAUCUGGCUGACAUGCGCCAUGACCUGAUGGGACGUGUGCAAGCCGUGAUGGUGGCCUGCUGUGAUUACCGCAGUGCCUUUGACCACUACUCCUACCUCUAUGGGGAAGACAGAAAGGAGUUCUGCCGCCAGUUCCUCCUCUAUGGGCACAUCCUCACCGCUGCAGAAAUUGAGGCCCAUGCAGAGGAUGGGGUCCCCAAGACACCUCCCACACUGCAGCAGUUCAGAGAGCAGAUCGACUCCUACGAGAAGAUUUAUGAGGAGGUGAAUCGCAUUGAACCCAUCAGCAUCUUCCAGAGCUGGAUGAAAGUCGAUGCUCGUCCUUUCAAGGCAUCCUUGCUGAAUAUGAUUAAAAGGUGGAGCUUGGUGUUCAAGCAGCAUCUCAUGGACCAUGUCACGUACAGCCUGGCUGACCUUGAUGAGUUCAUAAAAACUGCCGAUAAAGGUUUGAGCAAAAAGGUUGAAAAAGGCGAUUAUGAUGGCUUGGUGGAGAUUAUGGGUCAUCUCCUGGCUGUUAAAGAAAGGCAGGGUGCCAUCGAUGCUGUGUUUGAGCCCCUGAAGCAAACCAUCGAACUGCUGAAGACAUACGAGCAACAGCUGCCAGAGGAAGGCUACAAGCAACUGGAGGAGCUGCCAGAAAAAUGGAACAAUAUAAAGAAGCUGGCAAUAGCUGUGAAACAGCAUGUGGCUCCUCUGCAGGCGAAUGAAAUGACAGUUCUGCGCAAGAGCUGUGCGGCGUUUGAUGUGGAGCAGCACAGAUUCAGAGAGCGAUUUCGGAAAGAAGCACCAUUCAGGUUUGACACUGAAAAACCUUAUCAACUGCUGGAUGCAAAGCACAUUGAGAUUAAACAAAUGGAGUCAGCCAUGACCUCAAUUUAUGAAUCAGCUGGUCUGUUUGAAGUCAUGGUGCCAGAUUAUAAACAACUGAAGCAGUGCCGAAAGGAGCUGUGUCUUCUUAAAGAGCUCUGGGAUAUGAUCUCCCUUGUGAACACGAGCCUUGAUGACUGGCAGACCACCAAAUGGGUGGAUAUCAAUGUGGAAAACAUGGAUAUGGAGUGUAAAAAGUUUGCAAGAGAGAUUUGGAAUUUGGAUAAGGAAAUGAGGGCAUGGGAUGCUUUCACGGGGCUGGACAGUAAGGUGAAGAACAUGCUGACGGCCCUGAAAGCUGUCGCAGAACUUCAAAACCCUGCUAUUAGAGAAAGACACUGGAAUCAACUGAUGCAGAUGACGGGUGUGAGGUUUGUGAUGGACUCAGACACCACACUGGCUGACCUCCUGAAGCUCAACCUGCAUAGCUUUGAGGAUGAAGUUCGUGGCAUUGUGGACAAAGCUGUGCGAGAAAUGAGUAUGGAGAAAGUCCUGAAGGAGCUACAAAGGACUUGGAGCACUAUGGAGUUUCAGUAUGAGCCUCACCCCCGAAUGAACAUCCCAUUGCUGAAGUCCAAUGAGGAACUCAUUGAAACUUUAGAAGACAACCAGGUGCAGCUGCAGAAUUUAAUGACAUCCAAAUAUAUUGCUUUCUUCUUGGAGGAAGUGUCUGCAUGGCAGAGGAAGCUGUCCGCUGCGGACUCUGUCAUUUCUCUCUGGUUCGAAGUGCAGCAUACAUGGUCUCACCUGGAGAGCAUAUUCAUAGGCUCAGAAGAUAUACGGGCACAGCUUCCUGAGGACUCCAAACGCUUUGAAGGGAUUGAUGUGGACUUUAAAGAACUGGCCUAUGAAGCUCAGAAAACCCCAAAUGUAGUUGAGGCCACCAAUAAACCAGGUCUGUCCCAGCAACUGGAAGACAUUCAGAGUAGGUUGUCUCUGUGUGAGAAGGCUUUGGCUGAAUAUUUGGACAUGAAGAGGUUGGCCUUUCCCAGGUUUUACUUCAUUUCUUCUGCAGAUUUACUGGAUAUCCUUUCCAAUGGCACCAACCCACAGCUGGUGCAACGUCAUCUUUCCAAACUCUUUGACAACUUGGCCAAGAUGAAAUUCCAGCUGGACUCUGAGCAAAAGGCAACCAAGGUUGGCCUGGGAAUGUACAGUAGAGAGGAGGAAUACGUCAGCUUCAGUGAACCCUGUGACUGCAGCGGGCAGGUUGAGGUCUGGCUGAACCAUGUACUAGACAGCAUGAGGGCUACUGUGAGAGACGAGAUGACGGAAGCCGUCAUGGCUUAUGAGGAGAAGCCAAGGGAACAGUGGCUCUUUGACUACCCUGCUCAGGUGGCUCUUUCUUGCACCCAGAUCUGGUGGACAACCGAGGUUGGGAUUGCCUUCACCAGGGUGGAGGAAGGCUAUGAGAAUGCAAUGAAGGAAUAUCACAAGAAGCAAGUAACCCAGCUGAACACCCUCGUUACCAUGCUGAUUGGGCAGCUCUCCAAAGGUGACAGACAGAAAAUCAUGACCAUAUGCACCAUCGAUGUGCAUGCUCGGGAUGUGGUGGCGAAAAUGAUAGCGCAGAAGGUGGACAAUGCCCAGGCAUUCAUUUGGCUGUCACAGCUCCGGCACAGAUGGUCAGAUGAGGAACGGCACUGCUUUGCCAACAUCUGUGAUGCCCAGUUCCUGUACUCCUAUGAAUACCUUGGCAAUACCCCUCGGCUUGUCAUCACUCCACUGACUGACAGAUGUUACAUCACCCUGACCCAGUCGCUGCACCUGACCAUGAGUGGAGCACCAGCAGGCCCUGCAGGCACUGGCAAGACGGAGACUACGAAAGAUUUGGGGCGAGCCCUGGGCAUCAUGGUGUAUGUGUUUAACUGCUCUGAGCAGAUGGACUACAAGUCCUGUGGGAAUAUUUACAAAGGCCUUUCCCAGACGGGAGCCUGGGGCUGUUUUGAUGAAUUUAACAGGAUCUCAGUUGAGGUCCUUUCUGUGGUUGCUGUACAGGUGAAGAGUGUGCAGGAUGCUAUACGGGAUAAGAAGAAAUCCUUCAAUUUUCUUGGAGAAGACAUUAACUUAGUUCCCUCAGUAGGCAUUUUCAUCACCAUGAACCCUGGUUAUGCAGGGCGAACUGAGCUACCUGAGAAUUUAAAAGCUCUCUUCAGGCCAUGUGCGAUGGUUGUGCCAGACUUUGAGCUGAUCUGUGAAAUUAUGUUGGUGGCCGAGGGAUUCAUCGAGGCCCGGGCAUUAGCCAGGAAGUUCAUUACUCUGUACCAACUCUGCAAAGAGCUCCUGUCCAAGCAGGAUCACUAUGACUGGGGCUUGCGUGCAAUCAAGUCAGUGCUAGUUGUCGCCGGCUCCCUCAAACGAGAUGACCCAGAGCGACCUGAAGACCAGGUUCUGAUGCGCUCACUUCGUGACUUUAACAUCCCCAAGAUUGUGAUCGAUGAUGUGCCAGUGUUUAUGGGCCUAAUUGGGGAUCUUCAGCGUGACCUGAAUUUUGAGUCAUUUGUGAGGCAGGCUGUGCUGGACCUCCAGCUGCAGGCUGAGGACAACUUUGUGCUCAAAGUGGUGCAGCUGGAGGAGCUGCUGAUGGUCCGGCACUCUGUCUUUGUGGUGGGUAAUGCAGGCACAGGCAAGUCUCAGGUCAUGAGAUCCUUGAACAAGACUUACCAGAUAAUGAAGCGACGUCCUGUCUGGACAGACCUCAACCCCAAGGCAGUCACCAAUGAUGAGCUUUUUGGCAUCAUUAAUCCAUCAACAAGGGAAUGGAAAGAUGGACUGUUUUCGUCAAUCAUGCGAGAGCUGGCCAACAUCACACAUGAUGGUCCCAAGUGGAUGGUACUAGAUGGAGAUAUUGAUCCGAUGUGGAUUGAAUCUCUUAAUACUGUGAUGGAUGAUAAUAAGGUGCUGACCCUGGCAAGCAAUGAGAGAAUCCCUCUGAACCCAACAAUGCGGUUGGUCUUUGAGAUCAGCCACCUGCGCACAGCCACCCCAGCAACCGUGUCCAGAGCGGGGAUCCUGUACAUCAACCCAUCAGAUCUGGGCUGGAAUCCCCCAGUGAGCAGCUGGAUUGACAGGCGAGAGAUCCAGUCUGAAAAAGCCAACCUGACCAUUUUAUUUGAUAAGUACCUGCCGGUUUGCCUGGACACCCUCAGAACAAGAUUUAAGAAGAUUAUUCCCAUUCCUGAACAGAGUAUGGUUCAGAUGCUGUGCUACCUCCUCGAAUGCCUCCUGACAGAGGAGAACACGCCUCCUGACUGUCCCAAGGAGCUUUAUGAACUUUAUUUUGUCUUUGCUGCUGUCUGGGCCUUUGGUGGAUCAAUGUUUCAAGAUCAGCUUUUGGACUACAGAGUGAAGUUCAGCAAGUGGUGGGUGGCCGAAUUCAAGACUAUCAAGUUUCCCUCUCAGGGUACAGUCUUUGACUUUUACAUUGAUCCAGAAACAAAGAAGUUUGAGCCUUGGUCUAAACUUAUUCCCCGCUUUGAAUUUGAUCCAGAAAUGCCAUUACAGGCUUGCCUGGUGCCCACUGCUGAGACAGUCCGCGUGCGGUACUUCAUGGACAGACUCCUGGAGCGCCGGCGCCCGGUGAUGCUGGUGGGCAAUGCUGGCACGGGGAAGUCUGUGCUAGUGGGGGACAAGCUGUCCUCACUGGACAUGGAUGCAUAUGUGGUGAAGAAGGUCCCAUUUAACUACUACACCACCUCUGCCAUGCUGCAAGGUGUGCUUGAGAAACCUCUGGAUAAGAAGGCUGGCAGAAAUUACGGCCCUCCAGGUACCAAGAAGCUUAUCUACUUCAUCGAUGAUCUAAACAUGCCUGAAGUGGACGCUUACGGCACGGUGCAGCCCCAUACACUGAUUAGACAGCACCUGGACUAUGGCCACUGGUACGACAGGACCAAGCUGUCACUGAAGGAGAUCAGGAACGUGCAGUACGUGUCAUGCAUGAAUCCAACUGCGGGGAGUUUCACCAUCAACCCGCGUCUGCAGCGUCACUUCUGUGUCUUUGCUCUCUCCACCCCUGGUCAGGAUGCCUUGUCCAGGAUCUACAGCACCAUUUUAGUGCAGCACCUGACAAGUGGGAAUUUCUCAGGGGCUGUGCAAAAAUCAGCUCAGCAGCUGAUUGCCCUGGCCCUGGGACUGCAUCAGAAAGUAGCUUCUAGUUUCUUGCCAACGGCUAUCAAGUUCCAUUAUGUUUUCAACCUGAGAGACUUCUCCAAUAUCUUCCAGGGCCUUCUGUUUUCAACCCCCGAAUGCCUGAAACAACCCCAAGAUCUAGUGAAGAUCUACCUGCAUGAGGCAAACCGGGUGUAUCGGGAUAAGAUGGUUGAAGAAAGUGAUUAUGAUACCUUUGAUAAAAUCCAGCUGGACAUGGUGAAGAAAUUCUAUGAUGAUGUUGAGGAAACUUUGGAGCAGACCAAACAAAUGAAUAUUUACUGCCAUUUUGCUAAAGGCAAUGGUGAACCCAGCUAUAGUCCAGUUCCAACCUGGGAGGAGUUGAACCAAAUCCUUGUGGAAGCCUUGGACAACUACAAUGAAGUCAAUGCUGCCAUGAACCUGGUACUAUUUGAGGAUGCCAUGUGCCAUGUUUGCCGCAUCAACCGUAUCUUGGAGUCCCCCAGAGGAAACGCUCUCCUAGUUGGCGUGGGCGGAAGUGGCAAGCAGAGCCUGACCAGACUGGCAGCCUUCAUUAGCUCUCUGGAGGUUUUCCAGAUCACUUUGAGGAAAGGGUAUGGGAUCCCUGACCUGAAGACAGACCUGGCAAACCAGUACCUGAAAGCCGGCGUGAAGAACAUAGGCACCAUGUUCCUGAUGACCGACGCGCAAGUGGCAGACGAGCAGUUUUUGGUGCUGGUGAAUGACUUCUUAGCAUCAGGUGAAAUCCCUGAUCUCUUCUCCGACGAUGAAGUUGAAAACAUCAUCAACAGUGUGAGGAAUGAAGUCAAAGGCCAGGGGCUAGUGGACUCCAGGGAGACUUGCUGGAAGUUUUUUAUAGAACGUGUUCGACGACAACUGAAGGUUGUGCUGUGUUUUUCACCCGUUGGCAGCAAGCUGCGCAUCCGCAGCAGGAGGUUCCCCGCCAUUUUCAGCUGCACAGCCAUAGACUGGUUCCAGGAGUGGCCAAGGGAGGCCCUUGAGUCUGUCAGCCUCCGCUUUCUGCAAGAAACAGAGACUGUGGAGGAUUCACUGAAAGAUUCAAUAAGCAAAUUCAUGGCGUACGUCCACACAAGUGUCAACAAGAUAUCCCGAUUGUAUCUGAGCAAUGAGCGACGAUAUAACUACACCACGCCAAAGUCGUUCCUUGAGCAAAUCAAACUCUAUCAGAAUUUGCUGUUGAAAAAGGGCAAGGAUUUAAAAGCAAAAAUGGAACGACUAGAGAAUGGCCUGGAGAAGCUCAACAGCACAGCAGCACAGGUGGAUGAGCUGAAGGCCAAGCUGGCAGCCCAAGAAGUGGAGCUGAAGCAGAAGAAUGAGGAUGCUGACAAGCUGAUCCAGGUGGUGGGGGUGGAGACAGAGAAAGUGAGCAGGGAAAAGGUGAUCGCUGAUGAGGAGGAGCAGAAAGUGGCACUCAUCACCCAGGAGGUCAAGCAGAAGCAGAAGGACUGCGAGGAGGACCUGGCCAAAGCUGAGCCUGCUCUGGCAGCUGCCCAGGCUGCUCUGAACACCCUCAACAAGAAGAAUCUGACAGAGCUGAGGUCCUUUGGGUCACCACCUUCAGCUGUCAGCAAUGUCACUGCGGCCGUGAUGGUGCUGAUGGCCCCGGGAGGAAAGAUUCCUAAGGACAGGAGCUGGAAAGCAGCAAAAGCCUCCAUGGCCAGGGUGGAUGGCUUCCUGGACUCCUUGAUCAAGUUUGACAAGGAGAACAUCCACGAGAACUGCCUCAAAGCCCUUCAGCCUUAUUUGCAAGAUCCCAAGUUUAAACCCGAAUUUGUGACCACCAAGUCCUAUGCCGCAGCUGGCCUCUGCUCCUGGGUGGUAAACAUCAUGCGCUUCCACGAGGUGUACUGUGACGUGGAGCCAAAGCGGCAGGCUCUGAGCAAAGCCAAUGUGGAGCUGGCGGCUGCCCAGGACAAGCUGGCCAGCAUCAAGGCCAAAAUUGGUCGCCUCAAUGAGAACCUGGGAAAGCUCACAGCCAAGUUUGAGAAGGCCACUUCAGACAAACUCAAAUGUCAGCAAGAAGCUGAAGCUACAGCGUGUACCAUCGCUCUUGCAAAUCGACUGGUUGGGGGACUCGCCUCUGAGAACGUGAGAUGGGCUGAAGCCAUGAAGGACUUCAAACAGCAACAGAGCACCUUGUGUGGAGAUGUCUUGCUGGUUACGGCCUUCAUCUCUUACCUGGGCUACUUCACCAAGAAAUACCGUCAAGACCUUCUGGAUGGAAUCUGGAAGCCAUAUUUGCACCAGCUAAAAGUGCCAAUCCCUGUAACUUCAUCCCUUGAUCCUCUGACCAUGCUGACAGAUGAGGCUGAUGUAGCGACUUGGCAGAACGAAGGCCUGCCAGCUGAUCGGAUGUCCACUGAAAAUGCCACCAUCCUCACCAACUGUGAGCGCUGGCCCCUCAUGGUGGAUCCCCAGCUGCAGGGCAUCAAAUGGAUCAAAACAAAGUAUGGCGAAGACCUCAGAGUGAUCCGAAUUGGGCAGAAGGGGUAUCUGGACACGAUGGAACGAGCCCUGGCUGCAGGAGAACUGGUUUUGAUUGAAAACCUGGAGGAAUCCGUGGAUCCAGUUCUGGGGCCAUUACUGGGGCGAGAAACAAUCAAGAAAGGGAGGUACAUUAAGAUCGGGGACAAGGAGUGUGACUUCAACCCUGCUUUCCGUCUUAUUCUCCACACAAAGCUGGCAAACCCCCACUUCCAACCCGAGCUUCAGGCACAGUGCACCCUCAUCAACUUCACCGUCACACAAGAUGGCUUGGAGGACCAGCUGCUCGCGGCGGUGGUCAACAUGGAGAGGCCUGACUUGGAAGAGCUUAAGUCAGAUCUCACAAAGCAACAGAAUGGAUUCAAAAUCAGCUUGAAAACCUUAGAGGACAACUUGCUCUCUCGGUUGUCAUCAGCAUCUGGGAACUUCCUGGGAGACACAGCGUUGGUUGAGAACUUGGAGAUCACUAAACAGACAGCUGCAGAAAUUGAAGAGAAGGUCCAGGAGUCUAAGAUGACAGAAACCAAGAUUAACGAAGCCAGAGAGCACUACAGGCCUGCUGCUGCACGGGCCUCUCUGCUGUACUUCACCAUGAACGACCUCCAUGCCAUCCAUCCCAUGUACCAGUUCUCUCUGAAGGCGUUCAGCAUUGUGUUUCAGAAAGCCAUUGAGAGGGCAGCCCCAGAUGAGAGCCUCGCGGUGCGCGUGCUGAACCUCAUUGACAGCAUUACCUUCUCCGUGUUCCAGUACACAACCCGGGGGCUGUUUGAGUGCGAUAAAUUGACCUACACUGCUCAAGUUACCUUCCAGAUACUUCUGAUGAGUAAAGAAAUCAAAACAGUAGAACUGGAUUUCCUACUAAGAUACCCAGCGCACAGCAGAGUCACAAGCCCUGUAGAGUUCCUGUCUAAUCACUCCUGGGGAGGGAUCAAGGCUCUCUCAUCAAUGGAGGAAUUCAGAAACCUGGAUCGGGAUAUUGAAGGGUCUGCAAAACGGUGGAAGAAAUUUGUUGAAUCUGAGUGUCCUGAAAAGGAAAAGUUCCCUCAGGACUGGAAGAACAAGUCAGCUCUGCAGCGGCUGUGCAUAAUGAGAGCCAUCCGACCCGAUCGCAUGACCUAUGCUGUCAGAGAUUUUGUAGAAGAAAAGCUUGGCAGUAAAUAUGUUGCAGGAAGAUCCCUGGAUUUUGCAACAACCUUUGAGGAGUCAGGACCUGCAACUCCAAUGUUUUUUAUCUUGUCCCCAGGAGUUGACCCACUGAAGGAUGUGGAGAAACAAGGGAAGAAACUUGGUUACACAUUUAACAACAGGAAUUUCCACAAUGUUUCCCUUGGACAAGGUCAAGAGGUAGUUGCUGAACAAGCUCUAGAUCUGGCUGCGAAGGAGGGUCACUGGGUCAUCCUGCAGAACAUCCACCUGGUGGCCAAGUGGCUGAGUUCUCUGGAGAAGAAGCUGGAGCAGCACAGUGAGGGCAGCCACCAGGAUUUCCGUGUCUUCAUUAGUGCAGAGCCGGCACCCUCCCCUGACAGCCACAUCAUUCCCCAGGGCAUCCUGGAGAACUCCAUCAAAAUCACCAACGAGGCCCCGACUGGAAUGCAUGCAAACCUGCACAAAGCCCUCGACAACUUCAAUCAGGAGACCCUGGAGAUGUGCACCCGGGAGAAUGAGUUCAAGAGCAUCCUGUUUGCCCUCUGCUAUUUCCAUGCCUUGGUGGCAGAAAGGCGCAAGUUUGGUCCCCAGGGCUGGAACCGUUCUUACCCCUUUAACGCUGGAGACCUCACUAUCUCUGUGAACGUGCUAUAUAAUUACCUGGAGGCCAGCUCAAAGGUCCCUUAUGAUGAUUUACGCUACCUCUUUGGUGAGAUUAUGUACGGAGGUCACAUUACAGAUGACUGGGACAGGCGGCUUUGCAAAACCUAUUUGGAAGAAUUUAUUAAGCCAGAAAUGCUGGAGGGAGAACUCCUCCUUGCUCCAGGAUUCCCCCUCCCAGGGAACAUGGACUAUAAUGGCUAUCAUCAGUACAUAGAUGAUGCCUUGCCUCCAGAGUCUCCGUAUCUGUAUGGCCUCCAUCCCAAUGCUGAGAUUGGCUUCCUUACCCAGACCUCAGAGAAGCUCUUCCGUAUCGUGUUGGAGAUGCAGCCCCGGGACACCAGCAUGGGUGAAGGAGGAGUGGUGACCAGGGAAGAAACGGUGAAAGCUCUUCUGGAAGAGAUGUUAGAGAAACUGAUGGAUGAGUUUAACAUUGCAGAACUGAUGGCAAAGGUGGAGGAGAGGACGCCGUAUGUUGUGGUUGCCUUCCAGGAAUGUGAGCGCAUGAACAUCCUCACCAGUGAAAUAAAGCGUGCUCUCAAGGAGCUGGAUCUGGGGCUUAAGGGAGAACUGACCAUGACAAGUGACAUGGAGAACCUGCAGAAUGCCCUCUUCUUGGACACGGUGCCUGAGUCCUGGAUAAAGAGGGCUUACCCUUCCACAGCCAGCCUGGGCACAUGGUUCGUUGACCUCCUCAAUCGUAUCAAGGAGCUGGAUGCCUGGACAGGAGACUUUUCAUUACCCUCCGCAGUGUGGCUUGCUGGGUUCUUCAAUCCCCAGUCUUUCCUGACAGCUAUCAUGCAGUCCACAGCCCGGAAGAAUAAGUGGCCUUUGGACAAGAUGACCUUGCAGUGUGAUGUGACAAAAAAGAACAGAGAAGAUUUUGCCAGUCCUCCUCGGGAAGGGGCAUAUGUCCAUGGUUUGUUCAUGGAGGGUGCACGCUGGGAUGCACAGGCUGGGAUAAUCACAGAUGCCAGGCUCAAGGAACUAACGCCGGCCAUGCCUGUCAUUUUUAUCAAAGCCAUUCGUGCUGACACAAGUAUGUACCCAUGUCCUGUGUACAAAACACGCCAAAGAGGGCCAACUUAUGUGUGGACUUUUAACCUUAAAACUAGAGAAAACCCUUCCAAAUGGGUGCUCGCUAGUGUGGCAUUGUUGCUACAGAUCUAGGCUCACCAGCAGAGCGCCUCAUUUGAAAAUCCCUAAUGAUGUCUUUCUCAGACAAUU
Egretta garzetta (little egret) is the source of this 11612-nucleotide messenger RNA. It is a transcript of the gene DNAH9, whose product is annotated as dynein axonemal heavy chain 9. Gene Ontology annotation, molecular function: dynein intermediate chain binding; ATP binding; minus-end-directed microtubule motor activity. The record is from RefSeq and is a predicted model, not a curated record. Lineage: Eukaryota; Metazoa; Chordata; Aves; Pelecaniformes; Ardeidae. Gene Ontology annotation, cellular component: dynein complex. Gene Ontology annotation, biological process: microtubule-based movement.